This is a messenger RNA of Crotalus tigris (Tiger rattlesnake), 3574 nucleotides long. It is a transcript of the gene SAMHD1, whose product is annotated as SAM and HD domain containing deoxynucleoside triphosphate triphosphohydrolase 1. NCBI's taxonomy places the organism in Eukaryota, Metazoa, Chordata, Lepidosauria, Squamata, Viperidae. Gene Ontology annotation, molecular function: dGTPase activity; protein binding. Gene Ontology annotation, cellular component: nucleus. The record is from RefSeq and is a predicted model, not a curated record. The coding region runs from base 91 to 1965 and encodes 624 amino acids. Gene Ontology annotation, biological process: regulation of innate immune response; dGTP catabolic process; defense response to virus. The transcript has 16 exons.
ACGUGAGGUGGCAGCGGGGGGCGGGUCCGGAGCCCGCGCGAGCGAAGGGAAGUCGCUGCUCGAGCUUCUCCUCAUCACAGCGGCGGAGCGAUGUCGAACGAUAACCGGGAAGGCGCCCAUAAACGGGCCCGGCCCACCAGCCCGGCCGAUGGCUUUCAGACGCCUCAAAAGCGCAGCGUUACCGCUACAGGCUCGGCGGAUUCUGUUAAGCUCAAUUUUCGAUUCUGGGACACGGAGCAGCUGUGCGUCUUCCUUCAGGAACAGGGCUUGGAAGCUGCGGAGCUGCAGUGCUUUCGAGAACAUAAAAUAACCGGUUCAACUGUACCAUAUCUCACUGAACCUCAUCUUGAAAAAAUGGGAAUUCGAGCUGUAGGAGUGAAAGAGAAGCUGCUAGUUUGUGUGCGCCAACUGGCACAAAGUCAAAGUCAAACUGAUAUAACAAAAGUAUUUAAUGAUCCAAUCCAUGGUCAUAUUGAAAUGCAUCCUCUUCUUGUUUGCAUUAUUGACACACCUCAAUUUCAGCGUCUACGAUAUAUUAAACAGUUGGGUGGCACUUAUUAUGUUUUCCCAGGAGCAUCACACAAUCGCUUUGAACAUUCUCUUGGUGUUAGUCAUCUCGCAGGCCGUUUGGUGCAGGCGUUGCAAGAACGACAACCGGAACUGAAUAUUGAUCAAAGGGAUAUUCUCUGUGUUCAGAUUGCUGGACUUUGUCAUGAUUUGGGUCAUGGACCAUUUUCACAUAUGUUUGAUGGAAGAUUCAUUCCACUUGCUCGCCCGGGAUUAAAAUGGAAGCAUGAGCAGGCUUCUGUUCAGAUGUUUGAACACUUAAUCACUUCCAAUAAGCUAAGGUCGAAAAUGGAAUAUUAUGGUCUCAAGUUGGAUGAAGACAUAGAUUUUAUCAAAGAACAGAUAGCAAGUCCUGUUGAGAAGGAAAGGGGGGUUAAAAAGUGGCCCUAUCAUGGUCGUUCCCCAAAAAAGAGUUUUCUUUACGAAAUAGUGGCUAACAAAACAAGUGGCAUUGAUGUUGAUAAAUGGGACUACUUUGCCAGGGAUUGUCAUCAUCUUGGAAUUCAAAACAAUUUUGAUUAUGAACGCUUCAUUAAAUUUGCUCGGGUGUGCCAAGUGAAAGAUAUGAUGCAUAUUUGUACCCGUGACAAGGAGGUUGGAAAUGUGUAUGAUAUGUUCCACACACGAAAUUGUCUGCACCGCAGAGCAUAUCAGCAUAAAGUUGGCAACAUUAUUGAAACCAUGAUUACUGAUGCCUUUUUAAAGGCUGAUCCACAUAUCAAAAUAAAGGGCUCAGAUGGAAAAGUAUUCCAGAUCUCUACAGCACUGGAAGACAUGGAAGCCUAUACAAAGCUGACAGAUGAAAUCUUUUUAAAGAUUCUACAUUCUGAUGAACCAGAGCUGAGUGAUGCACGGGAAAUUCUGUGUAAAAUACAGCAGCGUGAUCUCUUUAAGUGCUUGGGGGAAACACAGCCACCAGAGGGCAAGGAAAUUAAAAAGGAAGACUAUGAUAGAUUGUGUGCUGAAAUUGUUGAGUGCAAACCUAUGGCAAUUUCUCAAGAUGUGGAACUGAGGGCUGAAGAUUUUUUUGUUGAUGUUAUUGAUAUGGAUUAUGGAAUGAAAGAAAGGAACCCCGUCAAUAAUGUUCAUUUCUACUGCAAGCAUGACAUCACUCAGGCAGUCAAAAUUGCAAGAGAACAAGUUUCAAAGCUGCUCCCAGAAAAAUUUGCAGAGCAGAUCAUCAGAGUUUAUUGUAAAAAAAAGGAUACAAGGAUAAUUGAAGCUGCUACAAAAUAUUUUGUUCAGUGGUGUAUGAAUAAGGAUUUCUCUAAACCAACGGAUGGUGAUGUGGUUGCUCCAGAACUUACUCCAAUGAAAAAAGGCUGGAACAAGGAUGAUGAAAAUCAGGUUUCAAACACAAACAGUGCUGCUUUAAAUUGUAAAACAAAACUUUUUUAAAGAUUGAGUUAGUAUAUUCCUUCAAUCUUGUGUGUUUGCAUGUAUCUUUGUGUGUGGAUGUAUUUUAGCCAAACUUUCUCCAAAAGAUAUUCUGUAAAAUUACAGAGUAAGCCUGCAUAAUCCCUUUAAAAAACUGCAGUGGAAAAUACCUGUAGACUUUUUCACAAAAUUGUAUAUUAUUGUGGUUUUGACAAUAGCUGUGCAAAUAAUUUAUCAACAUUAUUUUAGUGUUAAUUUAAGAUAAACAUCACUGUUCUAUAUAGCAAACUUACAAACUUUAAACUUCAGGGAUUAAAAGUCAAGAAACUUAAGAUUUAUAAAUCAUUUUUCUAAAAUAUUCUGAAUACUUCACUGAACCCAGCAUUGUUUUUAUAAGUGUAAAUUUUCUAAAUUUGCACAGGGAGAGCUAACCAAUUUUCAUUAGGCUUUAUCUUCUCCUGAACUGUUGGAAAUGCCCCCCCCCAUUUCAGAGAUGCUUCCUCAAGGGAUGGGGAAAGGGUUUAUAGUAAGUAGGCCUGAGUGAUUUUUAUUUAUUUCAUGUCCAGAUUAAAUCUUAAACUGCCAAAAUGAGGCUACCUUUUUGGCUUUAUCGUUGGCCAGAAACAAAUCACUUUCAGUGCAUUCUACUGGUAGUAAUUGACAGACCAACAAAUGGCCCAGACUCUGCCUCUCCCCACUUUCAUAUUGCACAUUGUUAUCCACCAGCAACCCCCUAUUUGAGCAUGUUGAUUUUACUUUUAGGCACUUCCAUCAUCAACUUUUUCAGUGUCUUCCAACUAACAUAGGGAGAUCAAAUCCCUCAGCCAUGUUCUCUUUUGAGAUUAUUUCUUGUUCCAUAAAUUCUGUUCUCCAUCUUCUAAUUUAGUUUUGCUCCUCCCAUAAAAUUUCCUAGAUUUAAGUCGACGAGUUUGGGGUAUGUAUCCAUUCAGAGGAUGUCGGGGGAUAAUUCUCUCGUUUGGUUCUCAGCGUCUGCUGCUACUUCUCUCCUAAUCCUAGGUAGAGCAAUGCCAGCAAAAGGGUACAUUUUCUUAAUUGGUGUGGGUUUAGGGCAUCUGACAGUGAUGUCAACUUGCUUCGCAUGUGUGGAUGCACUCCAUUCUGGAGUAGCAUAUCCUGCUGCAGAAAUACUCAGGGCCAAAAUCGAUAUCUGCAGUGUAGAUGGCUGAGGCCCCCCCCCCCAAUGUAUAAUUUGUCAGUUUCAUGAAAAUGUUAUUCCUUGCACUAACUUUAGCUUUAGUAUUCAGGCAGUGUUGUUUAAAUUAAAAAUUAAAUCAAAAAUUGGAUUACUAAUAUUCACAAAUAUUCUUUCCACUAGUGCAAACCAUAAACAGUGAAAUGAACUAGUGAAUAAAAUCCAUAACUUCCCUAUCUGAGUAAAUACAUAAAAUAAAAUUUGAGAGUGGGGAAGCUCUUCUGCUACUUGCUUGAAAUUUAUAUAUUUUCUGUGAAAUUAUUCCAUAAUUCUUUAACUUUUAGAUCAUGACAGCUGGUGAAUGUAUAUUGAUUUAGAGCUAAAUAUGCAUUAGCACAAUAAAUAUUACAAUAUUUUAAUAUUAAAGUUAUGAAUAUUUUGAUAAUUGUUUUAAUAAAAGAAACAACUAUAAAACAA